This is a messenger RNA of Dichotomopilus funicola, 807 nucleotides long. RefSeq lists its product as uncharacterized. The record is from RefSeq and is a predicted model, not a curated record. Gene Ontology annotation, molecular function: oxidoreductase activity. The transcript is spliced from 2 exons. NCBI's taxonomy places the organism in Eukaryota, Fungi, Ascomycota, Sordariomycetes, Sordariales, Chaetomiaceae. Bases 1 to 807 code for a protein of 268 amino acids.
AUGGUUCUCGCAAUCCCCUCCGCCAGCCUCGAAGGCAAAGUCGCCCUCAUCACCGGCGCCGGCCGGGGCAUCGGUCGCGGCGUAGCCCUCGAACUCGCCCGCCGCGGCGCCUCCAUCGUGGUCAAUUACGUCUCCUCAGCCGGCCCCGCCCAGGAAGUCGUCAAGGAAGCCGAGUCCUACGGCACGGGUGCCCGCGCGGUCGCCAUCCAAGCCGACGUGUCCCGCGUGUCGGAGAUCAAGCGGCUUUUCGAAGAGGCCAAGGCCCAUUUCGGCCGGGUGGACAUUGUGAUGUCCAACAGCGGGACGGAGUCGUGGGAUAAGACGGAGGAGGUGACGGAGGAGAAGUAUGAUCAUGUGUUUAACUUGAACGCGCGCGCGCAGUUUUUUGUGGGCCAGGCGGCGUUUGAGCAUUUGGAGAAGAAUGGCCGGCUGAUUUUGAUGACGAGCAUUGCGGCGGGGCUGUUGGGGGUGAAGAACCAUGCGUUGUAUAAUAGUAGUAAGAUGGCGGUGAUUGGGAUGGUGAAGGCGUUUGCGACGGACUUUGGGGUCAAGGGGAUUACCGUCAAUGGGGUCGCGCCGGGGGGGAUCAAGAGUGAUAUGUUUACGGAGAAUGCAUGGCAUUAUAUCCCGGGGGGUACGCCGGAUAUUCCUGCGGCGGAGAUUGAGCGGAAGAUGGCGGAGCAUUGCCCGCUGGGCCGUUGUGCGGUGCCUCAGGAUGUUGCGAGGGUCGUGGCGUUCCUGGCGAGUGAGGAUGGUAGCUGGGUUAACGGUCAAAUCCUCACCAUCUCGGGCGGUUCUUCGCAGUAA